UCUCUUUUGAUCUUUUACUACCCAUAUUUCAUUCGAAACCCUAAAAGCCCGUCACUCAACCACUGGCACAACCCCGAACAUCUUUUUCAUAUAAAUACCGCAACUCCCACCCAAAACCCUAAUUCCCAUUUGCGCAGCCUAUCCUCGUCCCCGUUUAGUGAGAGAGAGAGGAGAGAGACCUCACAAAUCUUAACAAUGGUGAAAUUCUUGAAACCAGGAAAAGCUGUAAUUGUCCUUCAAGGUCGUUACGCCGGAAGGAAGGCUGUAAUCGUCCGCAACUUCGACGAUGGAACUCGCGAUCGUCCAUACGGUCACUGCCUCGUUGCCGGUAUCAACAAGUACCCUAAGAAGGUUAUCCGCAAGGAUUCAGCGAAGAAACAAGCAAAGAAGUCACGAGUGAAAUGCUUCAUCAAAGUCGUGAAUUACAAUCACAUCAUGCCUACUCGAUACACGCUUGAUGUCGAUCUGAAGGAGAUUGUUACUGCUGAUGUUCUUCAAUCUAAGGACAAGAAAGUGACUGCUGCUAAGGAGACCAAGGCCAAGUUUGAGGAGAGGUUCAAGACUGGCAAGAACCGUUGGUUUUUCUCUAAGCUCAGGUUUUAGGUUUGUUUUGAGAGAAGAAAAGGAUUAUGAUUUAUGUUUUGUAUUUUUGCUUACAUUUGCAAUGGAUCAUGUUUUGGUUUAGUUUUGGUGACAUUUUUAUCAUCCAUAUUCCAUCUAGAAUGAAUUCAAAUCCUUCUUUAUGAUA
This is a messenger RNA of Amaranthus tricolor (Joseph's coat), 748 nucleotides long. Its product is annotated as 60S ribosomal protein L27-3. The coding region runs from base 196 to 603 and encodes 135 amino acids. The record is from RefSeq and is a predicted model, not a curated record. Gene Ontology annotation, molecular function: structural constituent of ribosome. Gene Ontology annotation, cellular component: cytosolic large ribosomal subunit; ribosome. Gene Ontology annotation, biological process: translation. NCBI's taxonomy places the organism in Eukaryota, Viridiplantae, Streptophyta, Magnoliopsida, Caryophyllales, Amaranthaceae. The transcript has a single exon.